This is a messenger RNA of Sciurus carolinensis (gray squirrel), 1420 nucleotides long. RefSeq names its product prohibitin 2 (gene Phb2). The record is from RefSeq and is a predicted model, not a curated record. Lineage: Eukaryota; Metazoa; Chordata; Mammalia; Rodentia; Sciuridae. The coding region runs from base 171 to 1070 and encodes 299 amino acids. The transcript has 10 exons. Gene Ontology annotation, biological process: mitochondrion organization. Gene Ontology annotation, cellular component: membrane; mitochondrion.
GCAGGCAAAAGGGGAGGGUUUAGAAGAGAGCGCACUUCCGGUGCCCUUUCUCCCGCGAGCACUGCCGCUCCGAUCCCUCGUGUGCUGGUUGUGAUCUCCAAACUGGAGUCGGGUAGAGACGGGCGGGCACCCCCUCCUGACCUCAGGUGCCGCCGCCCUCAGAAUCAGAUAUGGCCCAGAAUUUGAAGGACUUAGCGGGACGCUUGCCCGCCGGGCCUCGGGGCAUGGGCACGGCGCUGAAGCUGCUGCUGGGGGCCGGCGCUGUGGCCUAUGGCGUCCGCGAAUCCGUGUUCACCGUGGAAGGCGGGCACAGAGCCAUCUUCUUUAAUCGGAUCGGUGGCGUACAGCAGGACACCAUUCUGGCCGAGGGCCUUCAUUUCAGGAUUCCCUGGUUCCAGUACCCCAUUAUCUAUGACAUUCGGGCCAGACCCAGAAAAAUCUCCUCCCCCACAGGCUCCAAAGACCUGCAGAUGGUGAACAUCUCCCUGCGUGUGCUGUCUCGACCCAAUGCCCAAGAGCUCCCCAGCAUGUACCAGCGCCUAGGGCUAGACUACGAGGAGCGAGUAUUGCCGUCCAUUGUCAACGAGGUGCUCAAGAGCGUGGUGGCCAAGUUCAAUGCAUCACAGCUGAUCACCCAGAGGGCUCAGGUAUCUCUGUUGAUCCGACGGGAGCUGACAGAAAGGGCCAAGGAUUUCAGCCUCAUCCUGGAUGAUGUAGCCAUCACAGAGCUGAGUUUUAGCCGGGAGUACACAGCUGCUGUAGAAGCCAAACAAGUGGCUCAGCAAGAAGCCCAGCGGGCCCAGUUCUUGGUGGAAAAAGCAAAACAGGAACAACGGCAGAAAAUUGUGCAGGCUGAGGGUGAGGCAGAGGCUGCCAAGAUGCUUGGAGAAGCACUGAGCAAAAAUCCUGGCUACAUCAAGCUUCGCAAAAUACGGGCAGCCCAGAACAUCUCCAAGACGAUUGCCACAUCACAAAAUCGUAUCUAUCUUACGGCUGAUAACCUUGUGCUGAACCUACAGGAUGAAAGUUUUACCCGGGGAAGUGACAGCCUCAUCAAGGGUAAGAAAUGAGCCUGAUGAGCAGAACUCUACCCCCAGGGAGGAAGCAGAUGUGUUUCUCCACCAGUUUUUGAGGAACCAGCUAGGGGUCCAGCACACUCCAUCCCAAUAUCAUGUGAUGGUCCCCUCUGUGCCCAUCCUCUUGAGCCCUCGUGGAUUGAGGAAGACUGACGACCAACCCUAUUUAGGGGAAUGACUUUCUUCCUCCCUGUGUUGGCCAAGGCUGUUGGAACAGUUUGUGAUUUCUCAGUGAUUUCCUACACUGUUGUUCCCUCCCUCAAGGUGGGAGGAGAUAACCACCGUACCAGGAAUUCUCAAUAAAUUUUUAUUACUUAAGCCAAAAUUAAGGCUUUAGGUGUCUG